GUGUUUACCCAAAAAUCAAAACCAGUUUGUUGCAGAGUGGCCCACUGUGUUAAAGAGCGAAUUAACUUGAGCGUGUUCAUUGUUCACUUUGAGAGCGGCUCUCUUAGCAGCCUAAGCUGCUGUUGCCAAAACGCGUCUCAGCUGUUGGUGCGCUUUUGGCUUUAGCUUUGUUGUAUUUUGGCCAAAAGUGAACAUUUUGCACACUCGAAUGCUGAGUUGCUUUUGGCUGUUUGAAGCCUAAACAACGCGAUCGCAGUUCGCAAUUGGCCAAGCUAUACACAAUAAGAAAGAAACUAUGUGAAAAUGUGUUGAGAUACUCGAAAUAUUAAAAAUAUUCGCGACAUUUAACAUUUGAAAAGCAACAACAACAAAGUGGUAAAUCAAUUUCCAUUGAAAUUGAUGUAAAGUGCUCGUUAAACUUGGCUUGACCUGCUUUUUGUUACGUUUAAUUAAACAAGAAAUGGAAUUGCCAGUGUUGAGUGUGUUAGUGUUAAUGCUGCUGCCACUUCUAAGCAGUGUUUAUAUUGUGGCAAGUGAUGCAACAGCAGCGACGACGCGUCGCUCAAAAAAUGCAACAGUCUCAGCAGACAUUGGCCAAAAUAGCAGCCAAAGUCGUCAGCAUAUCAGUUCCAGUUCCCGUGGCCAAAGAUCUCGCGGUGUUGCACAAUACAGGCUGCCGCUGCCGCUUGAUGAGGCAGAAACUGCGCUGCCCGCCAGCAAUAGCAACAAAAAUAACAACAAUCGAGUGCAGACCAUGCGCAGGCGUAAUCAAGUUGUUAUGCGACGCAGGCCACUUACCAACACUACCACAACAACAACAACUACGACUACAACAACCACAACGACAACAACGCCGCGUCCCAGUUUGGCCAAUGGCUUCAAUUUCUUCAAUCCGAACUUCUGGAGCUUUGGCCAGCAAAGUCUUGUACCCGUAAGUGCGCCCACAAAGCAGCCGCAUCCACAUCCGCCCAAGAAGUUCACGCACUCGCCGUCGAGCAGUUCCAAGGACGAGAAACUUGGCUAUCGCAAGCAGCAGAAGACCACAGUGAAGCCCAGGCGCAGUACAACAACAUCGACGACAACAACCACGACGAUACCAACUCCAACACGAUCCACGGAGGGGCCAUUCCGCAUUGCGUUGCCCACAAUCACUUUUCCCAGUGCCAGUGGCAAGGAUAAGGAGAAGGAUAAACGAGCUGCUGCCGAUCUACGACAGCGUUUCAAUUGCCCGCGGGAGAACGAAGUACGUUUCCAGUUGUUCCCCAAGAUCUGCAAGACGGACAAGGAUUGUGUGGUCUGGCAGCGAGACGAAAUCUGCUGCGACAUCUUUGGCGCCAACAGCUGCGUGGCUGGUAUUGCUAAACCGCUAGAGGAGACGGCACACGCACCCAUACUCGGUUUAAUACCUCGCAAGUGCCCGACUCGUCCGCUGGCCGAACUCUGGUGGGAUGUGCAGGAAUGUCGCACAGACAUGGAUUGCUGGCCACGCGUCUGUUGCCCAGAUGGACGUCGACGAUACUGUCGCACCUCACAGCCAGAGUUGGAAACAGUUCCAGUGCCAGUCAAGCGCUCCUUUGAUUAUCUGUCGGAGUACUUGGAGUGCACGGCGCCGCCGCCGCCCAUCUUUGAUCUGCAUCCAAAGGCCUGCACAUCCACGCUGGACUGCUUUCCCAAUGUGUGCUGUCAGGAGGCGGGAUUGCGGCAUUGUCGACCACCUAAGAAAUCGGUGCUCACACUGAUGGCCAAUUUCCUCAACGUUGACUUUGUAAAGCGUCUGACACAAAAUAUUGUUAUCAAGUAA
Molecule: messenger RNA, 1801 nt
Organism: Drosophila sulfurigaster albostrigata
Lineage: Eukaryota; Metazoa; Arthropoda; Insecta; Diptera; Drosophilidae
Product: mucin-2
Exons: 4
Coding region: 461-1801 (446 amino acids)
Source: RefSeq, a predicted model, not a curated record